Molecule: messenger RNA, 1494 nt
Organism: Phytophthora infestans T30-4
Lineage: Eukaryota; Oomycota; Peronosporomycetes; Peronosporales; Peronosporaceae
Product: DNA ligase, putative
Exons: 3
Coding region: 1-1494 (497 amino acids)
Biological process (GO): DNA recombination; lagging strand elongation; DNA repair
Cellular component (GO): mitochondrion; nucleus
Molecular function (GO): DNA ligase (ATP) activity; DNA binding; ATP binding
Source: RefSeq, a predicted model, not a curated record
AUGGGAGAAAAGUCGAUUCUCUCGGCCCUCGCGAUGGCUUGUAAGCCGUCGAAUGAUGACGAGGCAUCGUCAGCACUAGAGAAGGAGUGGAUCGACUGUGUUACGCUGGCCUACGCCCAACAUCCUAACUACCGCGUACUGGCCGAGCUCGUGCACGCGAGUCAGCACGAAAGAGACAUAGCUCGAAGGAUUAGCUGGCUGCAAGAUCAAGCCAGGCCAGCAACAGGUGUACCAGUGCUGACUAUGUCUGCUUAUCCAGCGUCCAGCGUCACAGCGGUGCUGGAUCGAGUGGAUAAGUCCACAAGUGGCACCGCCACCUGCGAGUACAAGUACGAUGGCGCGCGUGUUCAGGUGCAUUUGUCGCUAGCAGACGGCGUCGGGCGGAUCUUCAGUCGCAAUAUGGAAGACGUCACAGAGAGAUAUUCAUCACUUCUGGGCGUGCUGGAGAAUCGUGUGACAGCUCGCAAUGCAGCAACGCCACACUCUUCUUGUGUGACCUCGCUUAUAGUGGAAGGAGAGGUGGUGGCAUUGGAUCGAGAGACAGGCUCGUUCCUCCCGUUUCAAGUGCUGCAGACGAAGACUACGACCGAGUUUUGCUUGUUUCUAUUCGACUUGCUUGCUGUUGAUGACACCAACCUUCUACAGAAAUCGCUUCGCAAGCGUCGAGCCUUGCUGCACAAUCUGGUUGAGGAAGAGCCUGGAUACGUCGAGUUUGUAAAGCACGUCGACAUCAGCUUGGUAUCCAACGAGGCAACGGAUGAAGAAAAGCCAGAAGCAUCUGCUGUGCGCAAGUGUCUUGAACUAGCAGUGUCCAGUGGCUGUGAAGGAUUGAUGAUCAAGGCACUGGACGGCGAAGAGUCGGAGUACAAGGCUGGCAGACGAUCGUACUCGUGGAUGAAGCUCAAGCACGACUACUUGUCGGAUGAGGCGACCACAAACGCGUCAUCGGAAGGGAGGUCUGUUGCCGCAAGUGCUGCUGGGAAUGGCACCUUCCUCGCAGACACGCUGGAUCUGGUUCCUAUCGGUGCGUUUUACGGCAAAGGGCGGCGCGCAGGAGUGUUUGGGUCUUUUCUCAUGGCGACGUACAACUCGGUGAGCGGCAAAUUCGAGACGAUCGGAAAGGUUGGCACGGGCUUCUCGGAUGCGCAACUAUCGGAGGUGGCAGCACGUCUUCAGCAUCAGCUUCUGCCUGAGACGGAUGAGGUGCCAGGACAGUAUCAGUCCAUCGCGAUUCGAAGUCGCCAUCCUGAUGUUUGGCUCUCACCGGAGGAGGUUUGGGAGAUCAAAGCUACGCAACUCACCGAGUCUCCUUCGUACACUUGCGGCGCUAGCUCAGCAACCGAGACGUCUGGUACUGCUGCUACAUCUCGAAAGGGGUUUGCGCUUCGAUUCCCGCGCUUCGUUCGGUAUCGACCUGACAAGAAACCUCUACAAGCAACGGACAGUGAACAAGUCGUGGAACUUUUCCAACAGCAGCAACAGAUUCCACACUAG